Ochotona princeps (American pika) is the source of this 1696-nucleotide messenger RNA. It is a transcript of the gene DYNC1LI1, whose product is annotated as dynein cytoplasmic 1 light intermediate chain 1. The transcript has 13 exons. Bases 93 to 1649 code for a protein of 518 amino acids. The record is from RefSeq and is a predicted model, not a curated record. Gene Ontology annotation, biological process: microtubule-based movement; microtubule cytoskeleton organization. Gene Ontology annotation, cellular component: centrosome; cytoplasmic dynein complex. NCBI's taxonomy places the organism in Eukaryota, Metazoa, Chordata, Mammalia, Lagomorpha, Ochotonidae. Gene Ontology annotation, molecular function: dynein heavy chain binding.
CGCCCCGCGCCCCAUAUCCGGGUUCCCGCCGCCGCCGCCUGCGCGGCCUCGCUCAUUCAGCCCUGUCGGGAGUGGUGUGAUUCCCGACCAAGAUGGCGGCCGUGGGGCGAGUCGGCUCGUUCGGUUCCUCCCCUCCGGGAUUAACCUCCAUGGCCGGCGACCUCGCGUCGGGCAAUGGCGGGGCCACAGCAGGCGACGACGAGGACGGGCAGAACCUUUGGUCCUGCAUCCUCAGCGAGGUCUCCACCCGCUCGCGCUCCAAGCUCCCCGCGGGGAAGAACGUGCUGCUGCUGGGUGAAGAUGGAGCUGGGAAAACAAGUUUAAUAAGAAAAAUUCAGGGAGUAGAGGAAUACAAGAAAGGAAGAGGGCUGGAAUAUUUGUACUUAAACGUGCACGAUGAAGACAGGGAUGAUCAAACAAGGUGUAAUGUGUGGAUCUUAGAUGGAGACCUUUAUCACAAAGGCCUCCUUAAAUUUUCACUGGAUGCCAUUUCUCUGAAAGACACUCUAGUUAUGCUGGUUGUUGAUAUGUCAAAGCCCUGGACUGCUUUGGAUUCUUUACAGAAAUGGGCAAGUGUUGUUAGAGAACACGUUGACAAAUUGAAAAUUCCUCCUGAAGAAAUGAAAGAAAUGGAACAAAAAUUGAUUAGAGACUUUCAAGAAUAUGUAGAGCCAGGAGAAGACUUCCCAGUUUCUCCUCAGAGAAGAAGCACCACGUCGCAGGAAGACAGAGAUGACAGUGUCGUGUUACCCCUGGGCGCGGACACGCUCACGCAGAACUUGGGCAUUCCAGUCCUAGUAGUUUGCACAAAGUGUGACGCCAUUAGUGUAUUGGAGAAAGAACAUGACUAUAGAGACGAACACUUUGAUUUUAUCCAGUCACAUAUCCGGAAGUUUUGUUUACAGUAUGGUGCGGCCCUUAUUUACACUUCAGUAAAAGAAAACAAAAAUAUAGACCUAGUAUAUAAAUACAUUGUUCAGAAAUUAUAUGGAUUUCCGUAUAAGAUCCCUGCUAUUGUUGUGGAAAAGGACGCCGUAUUUAUUCCAGCAGGGUGGGAUAAUGAUAAGAAGAUAGGAAUAUUACAUGAAAAUUUUCAAACAUUGAAAGCAGAAGAUAAUUUUGAAGACAUCAUAACAAAACCACCCGUCCGAAAGUUUGUUCAUGAAAAGGAGAUCAUGGCAGAAGAUGACCAGGUGUUUCUCAUGAAGCUGCAGUCACUCUUAGCAAAGCAGCCACCAACUGCAGCUGGAAGGCCUGUGGAUGCCUCACCCAGGGUCCCAGGAGGCUCACCUCGCACGCCAAACCGAUCCGUGUCGUCCAACGUCGCCAGCGUGUCUCCUGUCCCUGCGGGUGCAAAAAAAAUUGAUCCAAACAUGAAAGCUGGAGCUACCAGUGAAGGUGUCCUGGCAAAUUUCUUCAACAGUUUGUUGAGUAAAAAGACGGGUUCUCCAGGAGGGCCUGGCGUUGGCAGUGGCAGCCCUGGCAGUGGGGCUGGAAGUGGGAGCAGUGGUUUACCACCAUCUGCCAAGAAGUCAGGCCAGAAGGCUGUCUUGUCAGAUGUUCAUGCGGAACUAGACAGAAUGACACGAAAGCCAGUUCCCGUUUCCCCCACGACCCCUACAUCUCCUACAGAAGGAGAAGCUUCCUGAAGAUACCAAAUAAAGCCAUUUGUUCAGUUUUUUGGGGAUAAUGUAAA